This is a messenger RNA of Chara braunii, 1075 nucleotides long. The record is from the annotation of a GenBank genome assembly. Lineage: Eukaryota; Viridiplantae; Streptophyta; Charophyceae; Charales; Characeae.
UUUCAGAUAUUUUUAAAAAAAGAGAGAAAGGGAUUCUGCUGGAAACGACAGUGGCACAGGCUUCGACCCCCAAACAUCUGGAGACUCGAUCCGCGACAUGGUGUCCAAAAACUGGAAACCAUCGAAGGGAAGGGACAAAAGAUCAAGGGGGCCCCCCAAACACGAAGUGGGCAGCAAGAACGAACAGCGCAGACUCACGCAGGAGAUUGCAACAGUGGCAGCUCAGACAAAGAGACUGUUCGACCAGAACCAGGACUACAAGAAGGAACAAGGCGAGAAGUUUAUCACAGUCCGCAUGAUUGCAGAAAACAAAGCGCCCAGCGUUCCCAUAUCAGCAAGCACUGAUAGGGGGACCACCAGGGCAGUAAGACCGUUGCUGCUAGUCCGGUUCAGAAGUAAACUCAAUGAGUGGCAGGUGGUCACAGACGCAGCGUUCACAAUCCCCACCCUCGACGACGACAGAGCCCUGGCCAAGAGCAUCAGGGACAAUGUCACAGCGGAGACCGCACUGGAGGUGUAUGGGGUCCCACCACGAGAGCAGACAGCCGAAGGGAAGACGCUGGAGAAACCGAUCUUCACCCCCUUCGACCCCAUCCUGGUCAAGCUCGAUGAGAGGGCGAAACUCAGCGAAGGCCUGACCUGGAGGGCAUGGGACACAAUCACCAUGAUGCCGUACAACGUGCUGAGCGGGAGGUUCAGCACGACCGACAUCAUUGCAGACUCGCUGGCUGACAUCAUCAGGACCCGCCUUCUGACCUCCAAGACCUUGCUGCAAGACGAGGCAACCCCCAUCUACGUGGACAUGGGAAGGGAAGAGUCCGACAUGGAUGACGACGAGGGGGAGGCAGAGAGGGAAGUGGACAACAAGUUCUCCCCAGGGGGAGACGACGCUGGGCAUCCAACUAAGUCGGACAGCAGCGCUGGGGAGUACGGCUUGAGCUCCUCAGCAGCAUGUGAGGACAGUAGGGAUUCCGAUACCGACAGCAGCAAGACCCAGGCGGCAGUGGACUGAAUGAAUCACCGAUCCAGCAAGAUAACCUCACCUCACAAACAAAAAUGAAAUCACAACACCAAA